AUGACCUUCCUCAGAGACCUUAUUCGCGAUGAGCGCAUCAUCGGCGCCGGCAUCGGCCUGCUCGCAACCGCAACCGUCGGAAUAGUUUACUUCUUCCUCGAGGCUGUGCAGGAAUCAAACGAGGUUACCUUACCGCCACCAAAAGCUACAUAUAUCACACAGGAGACUGAAGACUCGCUCCAGCCAGAGACACUCGAGAGCUUAUUGGGUCAUUACAACUAUGCGAUCCGGGAGGUGGCCUCCAAGAUCGUGUGCGACAGGGCACUGAACGAUCCGGCGACCGUCGAUUUUUUGCUAUGGGGCAUCACGCGGCCCGACUACGAUGAGCGCUUCAGGAGCCUGCGGACUUUGGCGCUGAUCACCGACCAGGCACACCUCAGCAUUCUGCACACACCAAAGGCAUACUCGGCGCUCGUGAGAUCGCUCGAGUUCUGCGCGCUCGAGUUCCCAUGCGAGCGGAUGCUUGAUCCGUACCACGACGACUACUACCUCCGUGACAUGGCCGAGAAGUUUUGCCUCAUGUUUGUGGCGCAGUUGAUAAAAAAGUACGACCCGGAGCUCCUCAUCAAGGCUCGGUUCGUGGAGAAGUGGCUCGCACGCCAGCCGUGGGGCGAGGGCGAGGAGGAGCGGCAGCAAAACUUCUCGCAGUACGUGUCGCGACGGCUGAACAGGAUCAGCGAGGUCUGUAGGCUCGUAAAGGAGUCUUAUGCAGGACGCAAGGCACUGCAGGACGCGGGCUUGAUCACUAAGGAGGAGGCGGCGGGUUCCGAGGCGGACGAGUGUGGACAUCACCACGAGGCGGCCAGGUUGAGUUUGGUGCUAAGCAUAACGGGCGAGGCUAUAGACCUGCGCGAGGUCGAAACUUACCAGCCCAGGGUUCUAGAACAGAGCGCGGAGGAGCAGAGGCUGAGACGACAGCAUCGAGAGGCCAUGGUACUCAAUGACGGAACGAGGCCGCUUGAAAGGGGCGAUAUCAUUGAGAGAGGCCACGACUGA
Messenger RNA from Pyricularia grisea, 996 nucleotides. RefSeq lists its product as uncharacterized. The transcript has a single exon. Bases 1 to 996 code for a protein of 331 amino acids. Lineage: Eukaryota; Fungi; Ascomycota; Sordariomycetes; Magnaporthales; Pyriculariaceae. The record is from RefSeq and is a predicted model, not a curated record.